AUGUCACAGGUACCUUUCUACCUUGCCGUUAAAGCGUCCAAAGAUUACCUCUCCCCGCAACGAAGCUGUGAAGCUGACUUCUGUUAUGAUCUAGUGGAAUACGCGGAUCCAUCUGGUACAUAUCCCUCCCUAAGCCCUGAGCUUCGCCGUCGACUACCUCUGCGUCAUCUCCACUGGAAAUCAUCAUCACGCCCCGUUCGAACUAUCGACUCUCUCCACGUUACGCUCAUUGCGGACGAAGGACCGCUCGAUGCCAACGACAACCGGCCAGCACCCAAGGGCGAGAGCCCGCGGAAAGAGAGAAGGCAUCAGAUCCCUGGCUUACGACAAACGCCAUAUCUGAAAAUUUAUUUCCUGCAAUGCAUUGACGUUGAUAAUUACAAGGUGAAUUCAAGAAAGUUGCUGCGAGAUUGGGUCAAAGAUCACACUCCACCAUCUCAAAGCAGUACCUCGCUCACCAAACAAGAGAAUCAUGAUGCUUUCGAAUGGCUCAUUGUUCACGUGCUUCCAGCAUCUGCGGACGAAGAUACAUCCAGACCCUCCAGUGUUGCCAGAACCGAGUCAGAGAAAAGGUCAAGCUCUUCAAGAUGGCCUUCGCGCAGCUCCUCUAGCGUCAUUGAAAAGAUACGUGUGGAUUUCAAUGGAACGUCUAAGAACGCCGUGGAUCGUGUUGCUCAAGUCCAGGUAGCAGACUAUCCGGGAGAGGACUCAGGGGGGGGCCAGCUACGAUCUCAAGACGACAAGAAUGGCUGGGGAGAUUUUGUCGCAAAAAUGAAAUCACUGAUACUAGCGUCUUUUGACCUGAGAGUGAACCAAUAUGAGGAAGAUAUUAGGGAGAAAGAGCUGCAAAGGAACCUUCCUGGUUGGAACUACAAUACGUUCUUCGUUCUGAAAGAGGGUCUCGCUAGGGGCUUCGAAAAUGUCGGGUUGACGGAGGACGCUUUAACUGGCUAUCACGAGCUUGCUGCUGGUCUGAAUGCGAUCGUGGAUGUUCAAAGUGGUAAGGACACUACUGAACAGCAGGCAGCCCUCUUCAGCGACUAUACAGAGGAUCUGGUUGAGUCAUUCAAGCAGAUGAAACGAUGCAGCAAAAGCACUCAAACAUCGUGGCACGAGAAGCCGCAGGUUGUUGAUCUAGGUGCCUGCAUUUUAAAUACAGAUCGGAAACCCUUCCGAGAUCUGAUCCUUGCGAAUAAAAUCUCCUCUUUUGACUUCCAAUGUUACGUCUUCGCCCGUCAAGUGUCCCUUCUACUGCGUCUAGCAGACGUGGCUGUUCAAAGUUAUCCCCCAACGAAUGGUGCGAUCGUUGGAGGUGGCAGCGACGCGCAUUUUGAUGUCGGCACCCGAUUCUUGAAGCCCAGUGGCGAAGAUCGAGAAGACCUUACCAUACUCGCCGAAGUGGCUCAGAGAGCUUCCAAUUUCAUCAACUCCGUUGCUACAACUAUUCGAAAUGACAUCAGGUCUGGGAUACACCCAUCAGACGACGACCAGGAUGAAAAUGGUGGCUUCUCAUAUAUCGUGCACGAAGAGAUUGUUGAAAAUCUGGUAGCAUCGUGGGUUAUCUCUGCAAGCAGAUGCAUCCUGGAAGCAACAUCGGCAAAUUCACUGUCUGCUCAGCUUGAUCCUCUUUUACGUCAGCUGAAGUCUUCCAUUAAAUCAAGCAUGGGGGACAACGAAAGGGGGGUGGGACCUAUCAUUGACACCGUCUAUCGUAAGGGUCUACCUGACAGAACAAGCUCACUGAAAGCUCACGCUUCCGUGUUGCCACACCCGCCUAUUCAGGAGAACUUUCCCUCGGUGACCUUAUUGGAUGCCGUAAGACUACUACCGCCUGCUACCUUCCAUCCAGGUGCUCAAGAACUAGCCUCGCGGCGAGGAGAUUUACUUGCUCUGGCCAGACGAGCUCUUAGUGGUCUUGGGCUUCAACAUGUUAAUCGUCAAGGAGGUCUGGCUGAUUUAGGCAUGGUAUCUGGGGCUGAAGAGGAAGAGAUGCACGAUGUGAAGCUGGAAGACACCAGAGAGCAAGAAGAAAAGCCGCUCGAGAGCUUACCAGUCACUGCACGAGCUCCAACCACCGCUGGGUUAUGCAACAGAAAGUUAUUCUCGGCUUUGCAGUCGAAAAAUGACUUCUACCAGGCGUUUGAGGAAUCGACUGUAUCAACGCUAGCCAACUAUGUCAUCGGUGGAAGAACUAAAGCUGCUGAAGGAAUGACCGUGGACCUCGCAGUUACACGAUUCCUGCUCGAAGACUACGAGGUGGCGGCAUCUUAUUUUCAUCAACUGACCCCGUUCUACGCGAAAGAUGACUGGUCGGACUUGGAAUUGCUCAUGCUUGACUUGUACGCCCAGUGUCUUCAUCAUAUGGAGCGAAAUGAGGAUUACGUCCGCAUUGGAUUGAAGGUAUUGGCCAAGACGAUUCAAAGCAAGGCCGCUAUCAAACAGCAACCACAAGAAACAUUGACGAAGCUUGCAAAUAUUCACCAGCCUCGAAAGUGUGCGAUGGGCAGUUUAAGUGGUAUCUUAAGCGCCUCGAAAUCACUGAAAGAACUGGUAUCACUACCGAUGGAUACUUACUUCGACCCUAUCGACAUGGGAAUGUAUGUUCGUCAUUCGCCUGACGACGAUGGCUUUCAAUUUCCACUUGUGUUAAGGAGUCUUUUACCAGAAAGCUUCCUGGCCGAGUCAGUGCGAGUGCAAAUUCUCAGCGUAGAAGAGGAUCAGCGCUCUGAGCUUUGGCUCCAUGCCAACGGCCAAAAUAUCGAACCCGGCACGUCUAGUAUAUGGCUUGGUUCAAAUACGAUGUUCCCAGCCUGUCUUUCUCCGCCAUCCGACGGCCUCCCCUUCGCGAGUUCCAGAUACUCGACAAUAUCUGGACUCACCAAUCGACGACGUUUGCUACUCUGGCCCCAGUUCAGAAGCCUUGAAGCUCGCCUGUCUCAUUCAGAACACAUCCAUCUCGAGCGAACAAAGUCCAUCGCCGUGAAAAUAUCCAGCGGCUGGAACGAAAUAAUUCAAGGUAGGCUAUCAUUACGAGCUGCCUCUGCAGGGCUUCGACUUCACACCGCCCGGGCGGAAAUCUGGAACGGCAAAGUCGCUAUUACAGACAAGUCACAACCCGGCAGUAUCUUCUUCGGUCAAUUUCAUUCGAAUAUCACUGCCGACGUGAACAUUCCCUACAGCCUUGAGAGUGAUCUCAAAGAGAUUGUGGUGCGUGCUGAGGUCACUUACGCUACUGAACGCGGGGAAUUCGUUUACGCUUGCGGUUCGAAAAUCUCUACUGUUCUUCCAAUAACAAUCAAUGUUCGAGAUACUUUCAAGAAGAGUGCCCUUUUCUCCACAUUCACUGUGGGCACUGCAAAUUCGAUCCCUGUCAAAAUAUUGAAAUGCACCGUCGAGGGGAACGAAGAUUUUAGUGCAACCUCGCAAAUCCUAGACAGCGGCGAGCAUGAUGUUUUCGUUCGCCAGCCACUUUCCUUGAUCUCAAGAAUAUAUCGUACCUUGCGGGGGAAGCGUGACUUGGAUGCAAACGAAACUGCACAGAGAAAAUUGUUUCUACACGUCGAGUAUCGAUGUCUGGAUCAAGAGAUCCUCACAGUAGCUGAAAUUAUUUGUCUAAAGGCCCUCGCAGCUACGCCUAUGCAAAAGCUUUCGCGCUUGUUGACGCCUGCAUUGCUUGAGACAUUACAUUCGAGGUUUUCGACUCAACAGCUCGAGAUGGCUGGCCUUCUCCGUGAGAUCGACGUAGGCACGUUUGAUGAUUACGGCUGGGACUCUUCGAUACUUGCUGGCCUUCCACCGGAUCUUGGAGAGGAGCUCGCUAGAUGGUUGAGAAAUUGGCACGACGAUCAUCCCACGAUCUCGUUUAGGGAUAUUGAUCGAACGUUGCGGAGGCAACAUCUUACGGUUCCAUUCGAUGUACCUCAUGUACAGAUUUUGCAUACAGUACAAAUGCGUCCCAUGCAUAAUCGUGCAGCGCCAUGUUUGCAGCCGGACUUUCUCGCCCUCGGAUCUGCCUUGCCAUUGGAGGUCGUCAUACGUCACACACGCAAGUGGUGGGAUGGUGAUGCGAGGUCAAGAAAUGAUGGCAAACCCUUGGACUUCAAGUAUGAAGUGCAUGCUCUUCCCGAUGAUUGGACUAUUGGGGGACAGAGGAAGGGCCAUUUUAGCGCAAAGGCAGAUGAGAAUUUAAACUUUGCAAUUAUCCUCUUGCCACAACGUACAGGUCACUUGAUGUUUCCUUCCAUUGACAUACAUCUUUCUCAUCCACCCCAUGUUUCACACCGGCCUGACGAUCGAGAAGAUUCGGCAGAAUCAUGGAUUUCCUGUGAGACGGAUUACCAACACCAGUCCGAAACAAUCCUGGUUGUCUCUGGUCUGAGUAGCACGACUGUCAGCAUCGAUCCUAGUAGCAUGUCAAGACCUAGGGUUGCCGUAUUGCUUACGUUGCCCACGAGCACACGCCCAGGGUCUGAUCUCGCUCCAAUCGACGCGGGAACUCCUUCUGACUCCAUUGCUUCGCCACUGAUAGCCUUGGAGAUGAAGAAUGGGCACGGUCAAUCGACUGUCAAAGAAACAAUGGGUAAUUGA
Messenger RNA from Letharia lupina, 4587 nucleotides. RefSeq lists its product as uncharacterized. The transcript has 8 exons. Gene Ontology annotation, cellular component: TRAPPII protein complex. The record is from RefSeq and is a predicted model, not a curated record. Lineage: Eukaryota; Fungi; Ascomycota; Lecanoromycetes; Lecanorales; Parmeliaceae. Gene Ontology annotation, biological process: early endosome to Golgi transport; intra-Golgi vesicle-mediated transport. Bases 1 to 4587 code for a protein of 1528 amino acids.